Molecule: messenger RNA, 806 nt
Organism: Nyctereutes procyonoides (raccoon dog)
Lineage: Eukaryota; Metazoa; Chordata; Mammalia; Carnivora; Canidae
Gene: SWI5
Product: SWI5 homologous recombination repair protein
Exons: 6
Coding region: 1-531 (176 amino acids)
Biological process (GO): double-strand break repair via homologous recombination
Cellular component (GO): Swi5-Swi2 complex; Swi5-Sfr1 complex
Source: RefSeq, a predicted model, not a curated record
AUGGGCGUGGUCAGGUGGCGUGGGGGGCGGGGCCUGGUUUUGCCGGGUGCGCGCGCAUCUAGCCACCCAACAGUCGGCGUCUCCGUCAGAAGAUUCCGAGGACCUGGUGGGCCUGAGGGGCCGCUCUCCCGCCCCGCCCUGGACUCUUCCGCACUGCAUACUCCCCCGAGGCGGGGGCCCCGGACCCCAGGGCUCCGGAGGACUCAACCAGGACUUUCCCAAAGUUGCCGCGGGGCCUUCCAGUCCCCUCGGCCAUCUCCCAAGUCUGGCCAGGCUGAUGGGGCCAGCAAGGAUUCUCUGCGCCUUGACAUUCAGAAACUGAAGGAGAAGAGGGAUCUGCUGGACAAGGAGAUCACCCAGUUAAUAUCUGAAGGCUACAGUGUGGAUGAACUGGAGGACCACAUCUCCCAGCUCCAUGAAUAUAACGACAUCAAGGAUAUAGGCCAGAUGCUGCUAGGCAAACUAGCCAUGAUCCGAGGUGUCACCACCAAAGAGUUGUAUCCAGAAUUUGGCCUGGAAAUGAACGACUGAACCAAGGCUCACAGUCCUUUGUCCACAGCCCGAUGGGACAGGUGGAUUUGAACAUGAGAGGCAGUGAGAGCCCAGCCAGCACACCCACAGGCUUCCCAGUGAGAAAGUUUCAGAAGCCGUUUUCUAGAGAGCUCAAUCUGAAUCAGGAGGGAGCCUGGAGAAGAGGCACAUGGUGUGGAAGUACUAUUACCUGCUCCACAUUUCCUGAAAUGUUCUGGUGAUAUCUACAUGUGUGUAUGUCUGCCGUUUGUAAAUAAACAUACAAGCAAUCUUGA